AUGUCAAAGAAAGGAAAGAAGCAAGACGUGAAUGACGAUAGUUUUCAAUCGUAUGUGAAGGACUGCCUGGAAACGAUUCGACAGGAUGUCGAAACCAUAAAGAACAAUCAAGCAAAAUUCAAAGAAGACUUGAAAACUUUCGAACAAAAACUCGAAAGAACUACAGAGUCGCUUAACCUAAAGUUCGAUACUCUAAACGGCGAAGUCCACGUGGCCAUCACCAGAGUUGACAAGUUGGAGGAUGAGGUCAGCAAGCUCGCUACUAAUGUCAAUCAAGCGUACGAAAGGCUUUUAUCAUUGGAACGUUACUCAAGAGAUUUCAACCUACGAUUUUACAACAUUCCCGAGGACUCAAUAAUGAGAACUGUAUUGAAAAAUUGAAGACCAUACUAUCUAAUGAUUUGGGCAUCAAAAGCGUGAUAGAGAACGCGCAUAGGAUUGGGGACCCAGGACUGGCGCUUCAAAUGACCAGGACCUGUCAUUGCCAAGUUUCUUUAUCGACCGGAACGUCUUCAGGUAAUCCAGAAUAAGAGAAGUCUAAAGAAUCGCGUGAGAAUAUCUGACGAUUUAAUCUGGGAGGACAGACAAAAAAAGAAGAAGUUAAAAGAAAUCAUGAAACAAGCGUAUGAGGAGGGAAAGAAGCCCCGUUUUCACCACGGUAAUUUGUAUAUUGAUGGGGUUCUAUAUAAAAGUGGCUAGAAUUUCAAUAUUGCUUGUAUGUAUCGUUUGUGAUAAAUUUUAUGCAAAUGGCUCGAAACGAAAAUGAUCCUGACUUGAAUUUACAAUCUUUUAAUGACCACGGGAUUUUUACUAUUGAUGAAUUGAAUGAAUUUUAUUCCCCGUUGUCAAGCCAUACUUUUCUGCGUUACAUUUAAAUAUCAGAAAUUUGAAUCAACACUUUACUGAUUUAUGCAACUUAUUAGAUUCUACUCCUUUUACUUUUGAUUUUAUUGGAUGUUCGGAGACUUGGCUCUCACCUCAUAGUUAUUUAGAUUGUUUUUCAAUCCCAGCUUACGUCUUUAUAAAUGAUACUGUCGUACCUAUUCGUCUGGUGGGGGAGUAGGAUUCUGGCCCCCGGGGUAGGAUUGUAUGUAAAAUCUGAUCGCAACUUUCAUUUACGGGAUGACUUGAGAAUAGAUACUAUAGAAAAUGUGUGGAUAGAAACACAAGACUUAAUUAUUGGUGUUAUAUAUAAACCGCCCUGUUGAUCUAAUCGUGAUUUCUUAGAUAAGCUUGAGGAAAAUUUACAUACAAUUUACCUCUCCAAGAAGAAAUGUUUGAUUAUGGGUGACGAUAAUAUCAACACGCUUAAACAAAGUAACAUAUCAAAAGAAUACCUAAAUUUGCUGCGCUCUGAAGGUUUCAGUCCUUUAAUAUUCGAGGCAACUCGGGUUACUGAAUCUAACCAGACUUGUAUUGAUCAUAUUUAUACCAACGUUUCGUUACCAUCUACGAGUGGAAGUAUUGCCGUGGAAAUAGCUGAUCACCUUCCAGUCUUUACCAUUUUGUACAAUUUAGAUCAAACCCCGUUUCCGGAUAAGCUUGAAUAUAGAGACUUUAAGAGAUUUGACAGUGGGCUAUUCAAGACGGCAUUAAGUCAGGUAGAUUGGUCUCCAGUUUUCACUACUAGCGAUGUCAAUGAGUGUUUAACUAGAUUCCUUCACAUUUUCAAUCGGAUAAGUAAUCAACAUGCCCCGUUGAAAUCAACUAGGGUGAAAAAUUGUACUUCCAAACCAUGGAUAACUCCAGGUUUGAAAAAGUCAAUGAAGGUGCGUGACAAACUGUACAAAAAAUGGUUAACAACACGAAAUAUACUGUUUUUGAACAAAUACAAGUUUUAUCGUAAUAAAAUAGUUUCCACAAAUAAAUAUUAUCGCACCUUGUAUUAUAAUAAAAUUCUUGCUGACUCUACCAACUCAAAGAAAAUUUGGGAUAAUAUAAACUUCAUUAUUAACAAAAGGCGCCAUUCUUCUCAUAUCGACAAACUCCAAAUUGAUGUCAAAGAAUAUUUACAACCAAAUUCUAUUUCUAAUGUUAUAAAUAAAUUUUUCUGCAACAUACCUAGUCGACUUGCCUCUAAACUGCCUAAAUCAAAUCGUUAUUUUGGCUCUUUUUUAAAAUCGACUGGAUCUAAAUUUCGUUUUACAUUAAUGCAUGAAAUAGAUGUUUUUCUAAUUCUUGAUAAUCUUGAUGGUAAAAAGUCGUUUGGUGUAGAUAAACUUCACCCUUUUUUGGUCUCGGUUAAGGCAUUUCAAAUUUUUCGUCCUAUAACGUAUAUAAUUAAUCUGUCCAUCAAGCAAAUAACUUUUCCUGAUAAUCUAAAAAUCGCUAAAGUGAUUCCUAUCUUUAAACAGGGAUCCCUUUCAUUGUGUGAUAAUUAUAGACCAAUAUCAGUUCUUCCAGUAUUAAGUAAAGUUUUUGAAAAAUGUAUUUAUAAUCAACUUAUAUCUUAUUUUUCGUCUGAAAAUAUUAUCACUCCUACUCAAUAUGGGUUUAAGCCAGGCAGUACCACUGUGGACUGUCUUGUUGAUCUCAUUGAAGAAAUCUCUAACUCUCUAGAUCAAGGAGAUUAUGCUGUAUCAAUAUUUUUAGAUUUGAGUAAAGCAUUCGAUACCGUCAACCAUUCGAUUUUAUUAUCAAAGCUAUCGUUCUAUGGCAUUCAAAAACCUCAUAUCGACUGGUUCAAAUCGUAUGUUAAUAAGAGAAAGCAGAGAGUUUUUGUAAAUGGUAACAUUUCUGACACCAUGCCAAUUUCUUCUGGUGUACCUGAAGGAUCAAUUUUAGGACCGUUGUUAUUCUUGAUAUAUAUAUAAACAGGGGCACCCAACGACCGUUUUCUGGGAAAUGAUCUGAAAUGGCUCGUUAUGCAUCCUGGAGUGCUUUAAAAGCAAUAUAAAUCAAUAAUUCGCAUCGCUAAAAAAAUUUGAUCUGUUCGGUCGUCCUAGGAGUGGUUUGAACCUCUCGAAUUUUUUAGGGCUGUUUUUCGCCUUUCCCGAAAAUAACAGCCUACAGUGAAAGCUUUCCGAAAACGUAAGAUUACCUGACGAGGGGUUUUUGUUCGAAAACUCUAUCUCUUGUGGGAAUGUCUUCGAAUUUUCUAGGGCGACGUAGAAUGUAUAGAAAAUUCUAGGUGUAAUAAUAAGAAUAAUUAUAAUAAAAAAAUAAGAAGAACAAAAAUAAGAACAAUAGAAAAGGCAUUUAAGUGAUUUUAAUGCCAGUUUCAAACGUCUUGUACCCUGCCGAACUCAAUUCGCACGGCACUUACUGAAAAAUCUGAAAUACGGCAUGGCACUGACUGAUUAGCAGGGUUUUUUGCUAUUCUUAGUUUACGAAAGCUACGAAAUUUCUAGGUGCCGAAAUCAGAAUCUAGAGAUUACUACGAAAGCUAAGAAAUUUCUAGGUGAUCUAGAGAUUACUACAAAAUCCGAAAUUCUUAGGUGAACAAACCUCCCAAAUCCCGAAACUCUGAGCCCAACAACCAGUCACCACGAAACAUUUUCGAAAUUUUUAGCUGUUCUUGGGCUCUCGAAAAUUUUAGCCAUUCUAGAGGGCUCCGAACAGAUAUUUCUCAGAAAAUGGUCGUUGGGUGCCCCUGUAUAAACGACUUUACUCAAUCUUCUGAUUUCUUCUCCAUGAGACUAUUUGCAGACGAUACCUCUUUAACAGCUUCAGCUAAAAAUAUAGAUGAACUCUUAUUAAAGAUAAAUAAAGAACUACCUAAUAUUUAUGACUGGCUAUGUGCAAAUAAAUUAACCUUAAAUCUAAGAAAAACUAAAUAUCUUAUCUUUCAACCUUGUCAGAAAGUAGAUUAUAAAAUAUUACCUCCGCUAUCGAUAGCUGGAGUGCUUAGAGCAAGUAUCCAAAAUUAAAUACUUAGGUAUCUAUAUUGACAGCCACCUAUCCUGGCAUGACCAUAUCAACUAUGUUUGUGAUAAAGUC
This is a messenger RNA of Porites lobata, 3939 nucleotides long. The record is from the annotation of a GenBank genome assembly. Lineage: Eukaryota; Metazoa; Cnidaria; Anthozoa; Scleractinia; Poritidae.